UAUGAUCGUUAAGCCGGGAAUGAUGUAUGAUACAGGAGUUACAUAUUUGAAAAGUGGCACUCAGCUUACUCAGCCUCAUCAUCGAAGAUCUGGGGUACAGCGACGGCAGCCACGGCGGCUGCCCACGGAACAGGAGGCUCUCGCUGCCGCAACAGCGGGAGGACUACCAACUGGUUCAUCGUCAUCUGACUCGUCUUCUUCCGUAUCUGGGGCGCGUCUCCGUUUUUCGCUCCGAGCAUCCAGUUGCUUCUGUGUCCCAAAGUAGCCGUCGGGAACCAUCAUCGAGUGUCGUAGCUGAUCGUUCCUGAGACGACUGGUUCCCUCCGUUUGCACAUAAGAACCUUCAAGUUUUCAAAACAGGGUGCGAAGGCGAGUAGUAUGGGUGUCUCCAAGAUCUUGGGCGUAUACAUAUACCCGGCCUUGAGGUACCCCAUACUUGAAUAAUUGGACCCAGAACGCUGCCACUUCGCAAAGGACUAGGAAAAGUCGAAGUCCUGGCGGGCAACGUUUA
Mycena citricolor is the source of this 511-nucleotide messenger RNA. Lineage: Eukaryota; Fungi; Basidiomycota; Agaricomycetes; Agaricales; Mycenaceae. The record is from the annotation of a GenBank genome assembly.